Molecule: messenger RNA, 1885 nt
Organism: Lottia gigantea (owl limpet)
Lineage: Eukaryota; Metazoa; Mollusca; Gastropoda; Lottiidae
Exons: 3
Coding region: 108-302 (64 amino acids)
Biological process (GO): endoplasmic reticulum unfolded protein response
Cellular component (GO): endoplasmic reticulum
Source: RefSeq, a predicted model, not a curated record
ACCCCGGCUUGUACGAUUUAGGUUCAAAUUGAUCAAAACUGUGAACAGAUCGCCUGUGAAAAACAACGUUUCUAGAAAAAUAAUACCAAAACCUUUUAUAUUUCAAAAUGCCAAGCAAACAGAGAAUGAGAGUAGCCAGUGAAAAGGCCAGCAAAAAUGUUACAGCAAGAGGAAAUGUGCCCAAAACUUUGAAACCUGGAGAUGAAAAAUACCCCGUUGGACCAUGGUUAUUAGGAUUGUUCGUGUUUGUUGUUUGUGGCUCAGCUGUGUUCCAAAUUAUUCAGAGUAUUAGACUGAGUUAAACCCACCGAUUCCUGUAUCAUCUUCAUUCUCUCCUCAUAUUUUGACUGGUUGACGUCCUUGGAUUAAUGACUUCCAGGUUUAACGGAAUAAUUCGCUACAAUAUUCAGACAUUUAAUGUGUAUAUGAUGGUCAGUGCACAAAUUGUUAUCAAAUAAUUAAUUCAAAAGAAGGAAAACAGGCACAAUGAUCAAAAGGGGUAAUCUAAAUUAGCUAAGAUUGUCUCAUACAAAACUAUGUGUAGUCCUUAUAUGGAAAUAACACAAACAAGGGCAUAAGGCUUAUUCUAACCUCUUCUAAAAUCUUAUAAUAGUAUUUGAAAGCUUAGUUGAAGUAUUGUAGCCUUUUUUUUAACAUUCGACUUUUUCAGUCGAGGUAGAGACUAAAAAUGGCUGUGAACCACGUUCGCGUGUGUUAUUUCCAUGCAAGAACUAUACAUAGUUUGGUAUGAAAUUGCCUAUAAAAGCUUCGAGGUUAAUGUGGGUUAUUCCCCUUUGAACGGUGUGCCUAUUUUCUGUUCAUUGUAACUUAGGAACGUUAUUGUAAAUAUCAAGUAAUUUAUAUGUUCUAAAAUAACGUUUCUUGUAUGAUUGUCAAGAUUUUUUAUUUUUAAUUUCAAGUGUACAUCUUGUCAAACGUUUCAUUUCUUUUCCCCAUCAAUAUCAAUCUGAUUGAAAUACAGCUCUAGAUGGUGAGUUUCAUGUGUUUUCUUAUGGGGAGAAACCCUGAGAAUGUGAAAUACCGCUUUUGAUAAGUUUCACGAGUUUUCUUGUGGGUUACUUCAAAUGUUCUGUGGAGAGACCCUCAGAAUAUAAAUGAAACAAAAUAUCUAGGGCUGUAUUCUAGUAAGAUUGUGUCUGAAUGGCAGUUUAUAUUAAAAUAUUAAUUAACUGUUAGACUUAAUUGUGAUGAAAGUGUAUAGACUAUCUUAUCUAUUGUUAGGGCCAGCCUUAUCUUUCCAAGAGUACAACAAGUUUUCUGUGGAAAGCUGAGAACUAGCCUUACUGGUUAUAAAAAUUAAGUUGAGUAAAAUUAAACAUCAGCAUGAGUUUUAUACUGUACAAUUUCUAAAGUCUUCAAAGAAUGUAAUAUUUUCAUGGCUUGAAAGACAAAACUGUGUCUAAUUCCACUGUAACUUUUUGUAAUGUUUAUAAACAUAGAAAUCUACUAUAAAAAAGAAUAAACGCUUCUUACAAGACUUCACUGAUUGAUUGUAUUCAGUAAGAUCAUGUUAAGGCUGGUGAUCUGGCGUAAGUUGCUUAUUCUCACGAAUGGCACAUGAACAUGUUGGUUAUCAACUGAAGAAUUCAGCUUUUCAAUAAUAUGUUUUUCCGUGCUAUGUUUAUUGUCUAAUAGGAGAUAGUAUUAAUGUUCAAUGGCCACCAGUCUGAAAAAUACUUACAAAAAGUGCAGCAGAAUGUUUUUAUUCCCAAAUUAAAUAUUUUAAAGCGUAAUUUUUUAUGUGAAAGUCCAGUCGAUGAUGUCUGGUGUUAGUUUUUGGUUGAAGGGAAAUUUGUUAUGUUACUUGAUGUAUGUUUUAUUUAUUUCUCGUUAUGUGAGAAUAAAUGAUUAUCUACAAAAUGCU